Cladophialophora yegresii CBS 114405 is the source of this 897-nucleotide messenger RNA. RefSeq lists its product as uncharacterized. The coding region runs from base 1 to 897 and encodes 298 amino acids. Gene Ontology annotation, cellular component: endoplasmic reticulum; lipid droplet. Gene Ontology annotation, biological process: phosphatidic acid biosynthetic process; triglyceride catabolic process. The record is from RefSeq and is a predicted model, not a curated record. NCBI's taxonomy places the organism in Eukaryota, Fungi, Ascomycota, Eurotiomycetes, Chaetothyriales, Herpotrichiellaceae. The transcript has a single exon. Gene Ontology annotation, molecular function: acylglycerone-phosphate reductase (NADP+) activity; triacylglycerol lipase activity.
AUGUCGCGCACAGUACUGAUAACAGGCUGCUCUGAUGGCGGCCUCGGCGCCGCUCUGGCCGUCGCCUUCCAUAAGCACGGCGACCGUGUGUUCGCGACAGCGCGGAACCCCGAUAAGAUGGCAUCGCUCAAACAGAUGAAUAUUGAGACCCUCCAGCUCGACGUCACGUCAGAAGACUCCAUCAAAGCAGCAGUCGAGGCAGUCUCCGAGAUAACCCACAACUCGCUCGACAUCCUGGUCAACAACGCCGGAACAGGCUACAGCACUCCGCUCCUCGAUGCAUCUGUCCCUGACGUGGCCAAACUAUUCGAUUUGAAUACGCUGUCUGUUCUGCGCGUCACACAGCUCUUCUUUCCUUUGCUUCGCAACGCGCAGGACGGGGCUCUCCUGGUCAACAACACUUCCUGCGCAAGCGCCAUGCCUGUGCCGCUUCAAGGGCCGUACAGCAUGUCCAAGGCCGCCACGGCAUCCAUGUCCGAUGUCCUACGCCAGGAACUUCGGCCUUUCAAUAUACAAGUUGUCGAUCUCAAGACGGGCACCGUCCAUUCGAAUUUCUUUGCGAACACAACCUCCUCGGGCUCCUCUCAGGGCGGCAAAAUACAUCUACCGGAAAGCUCUCUGUACGUGCCUGGGAAGGAACAGGUGGAGAAGUUCAUGCGCACUGAUAUUGACAUGACGGCCAUACCCGCCGAUCAGUGGGCCGCAGCGAUCGUGAGGGAUCUGUCAAGGAAGAAUCCGCCGCUUCAUGUCUGGCGUGGGGGAAACGCCUUUCAAGUAUGGCUUGCAACGUUUUUGCCUGUAGGAAUGAUGGAUAGGAUGAUGAGGAAGAUGACUGGCCUGGAUCUGGUGGAGAAGUACUAUCGCGGGUCGAGGGAUCGGGAGCAAAAGACAAAGUAG